Molecule: messenger RNA, 1442 nt
Organism: Hevea brasiliensis (rubber tree)
Lineage: Eukaryota; Viridiplantae; Streptophyta; Magnoliopsida; Malpighiales; Euphorbiaceae
Product: probable serine/threonine-protein kinase PBL11
Exons: 8
Coding region: 103-1404 (433 amino acids)
Biological process (GO): protein phosphorylation
Molecular function (GO): protein kinase activity; ATP binding
Source: RefSeq, a predicted model, not a curated record
AUUCUUUUUUUUUUUUUAAUUUAUAUAAAUUUUUAUCAAUGUCUCUCUUCCUAAGGUUUCUGUGUCUUUUCUUUCUUGAGUUUUGAUCAUUUUGGGUGGCAAAUGGGAAAUUGUCUCAGGAGACAUGCUCACGACCCCAACCAACCGAUUGAUGACAUUCCUCAGCGUCCCAGUGCAGGAGUUGAUGGAAUCCAAUAUUCUCGUGGCAAGAAGAAUUCUAUGUCACUUCAGAGAAACACUUCUUCAAAUACUCUGAAAGUUGUAACAAAUCAAUGCAAAAAUGAAGCAUGCCAUCACCCACUCCAGGAGAGGAAUACGCCAGUUUCCGCAUCAAGUUCACACAAAGAAAGGCACAGUCAGGCUGGAAAGGAUGGUACCCUGGUCAGCCCAAAAGAUUGGUCGGUUUCAACGGUGAAUAAGAAAGGCGAAGUUUUUUAUUCCCAUAAGCUGAACUGUUUUUGCUAUAGUGUCUUGAAGUCUGCAACCCAAAAAUUCAGUGCAAAGAAUUUAAUCGGCCAGGGAGGGUUUGGUGAUGUUUACAAGGGAUAUAUCAACCUAUGCACCAUGGACGCUGCUAAACCAAGUGAUGGUGGUAUUGCAGUUGCAGUCAAGAGACUCAGAAGCAAUAGAACACAAGGCCACAGUGAAUGGGAGAAUGAAAUGAAAUUUUUGAGCUUAUUGAACCAUCCAAACAUAGUGAAAUUAAUAGGGCACUGCUGCGAGGGUGAGCAUAGAAUGUUGGUAUACGAGUACAUGACUAGAGGAAGCUUGGAGGCUCAUCUUUUAAGAAAGAAUGAUACGGAGCUUAACUGGAAGAGACGAAUCAAUAUAGCUCUGGGGGUUGCCAGAGGUCUAGAAUAUCUUCACACUCGGGGGAAACCAGUCAUACAUCGUGAUCUCAAAGCCUCCAAUGUGCUUCUUGGCAAGGACUUCAAUGCCAAGCUCUCAGACUUUGGCCUGGCUAAGUUUGGACCACAAGAUGAUGAGACCCACAUUAUUACCAGAGUAGUUGGCACCAGAGGCUACUUCGCUCCUGAAUAUUUCGCAACGGGGCAUUUGACCCUAAAAACUGAUGUAUUCAGCUUCGGAGUUGUACUACUAGAGAUAUUAUCAGGCUGCGAAGCAAUCAAGAAACAUUCAGAUGGGGUGGCGACGGAUCUUGCACAGUGGAGUAAACCACAUCUUAGCAACAAGGUGGAACUACACCGUGUUGUUGACAAGAAACUCGGGAGCAUACCAAUGGAAGAAGCUCAGGAUUUUGCCGAAGUAAUUCUUCGAUGCCUCGGUUCCAACCCUAGGACCCGACCAACAAUGACUGAGGUUGUAGCUGAUUUGGAGAAACUACAACAAAGAAUGGAUUGCUACAAUUCAACCCAGUUGCGUUAUCUACAUACAAGAAAAUGAAUCUUUCAAUAACUUCCUUGAAGGCUUCAACAACGAUA